UGCGCGCGGGCGCGCGGAGCGGGGACGCCUGGCCCGUCUAGUGCUCACAGGGGCGGAGACCGGCCGAACGAGACCAUUUCCCAGCAAAGGCGCCGGCGCCUCUGCCCUGCUCCGGCCGGGAAGUUCCGGGGCGGCGGAGCGGAAAGCCCUGCCGUCCAGGUCGGGUUCCCGGAGCACUCCCAAUCACCCGGACCGCCCCCGAUGAUGAUGAUUGUGGUGGGGGUGGUUGUUUACACCCGGAGCAUUCAAUCCUUCCUGAGCGCCGCCUCCCCUGCCCGUCCCACCUGCUCCUCCCUCCUGUUGUAACAUGCCAUUAGCGAGCCUGCGAUCACAUUUCCAAGGGCGCUAGAGUUCGCAGCCAGCCACCAUGGGGAAUGGGAUGAACAAGAUUCUGCCAGACCUGUACAUCGGCAGCUUCAAAGAUGCAAGAGAUGCAGAGCAAUUGAGCAGGAACAAAGUGACACAUAUUCUGUCUGUCCACGACAGUGCCAGGCCUAUGUUGGAGGGAGUUAAAUACUUGUGCAUUCCGGCAGCGGAUUCACCAUCUCAAAACCUGACAAGACAUUUCAAAGAAAGUAUUAAAUUCAUUCACGAGUGCCGACUCCGCGGUGAGGGCUGUCUUGUACACUGCCUGGCUGGGGUUUCCAGGAGUGUGACGCUGGUGAUUGCCUACAUCAUGACCGUCACCGACUUCGGCUGGGAGGACGCCCUGCACACUGUACGUGCGGGCAGAUCCUGUGCCAACCCUAACCUAGGCUUCCAGAGGCAGCUCCAGGAGUUUGAGAAGCAUGAAGUCCACCAGUAUCGGCAGUGGCUGAGGGAAGAAUAUGGAGAGAGCCCUUUACAGGAUGCAGAAGAAGCCAAAAACAUUUUGGGUAAAUAUAAAGAGCAAGGACGCAUGGAGCCCCAGCCUGGCGCGCGGCGGUGGAGCAACUUUCCGAGCCUGCCCCCUCUGGCCUACAAUAACUAUACAACGGAGACCUAACAUCGGGACCUGAUGCCUGCCUUUCCACUGCUUGUUUCUGGUGCAUUCUGGCGCAGGGCGGUGUGAUGCAGUGGUGCCUGACUGUCCCCUUCGCUGAGAACAGGAAAGGGAGGUGGCCAGGGCCAGGUAGAGCACUCUGGGGUCCUUCGCAGUCCGGCCCUGCCCUGCCCAGGCCCCCCCACUCCAUUCCAUCCUGCCCACCCCCCUCUGCUUGCUGCCCCUGGGAUAGCUGCCACGCACUGCCGUGUGUACACGUUGAUGUGUGCGCGUGACUGUGUACAUGUGUGUGCGUUGUGAGCAAGUGUGUAUGCGUAUAAAUGUGUGCAAUGUAUGUGUGAACUCUUUCAGGAGGUCACAAAACUUGUGCGGCCAGGAUUGGUGGCCACCGUUCCCUUUGUCCAAGACUCCACACGGAAGGCAUUUAAAUAGAGCAGCCUGUGCCUGUGAGCAGACAGUGAGGAGAACUCAGGGUGCCAGUGGGGUCUCUCCCCGAACUUGGGGUGGUAUAUGUAGUGGGGGGAGCAGGGGUCAGACUCCUCCAGAGUGGGGGUGGUUCCGGGACCUUAGAAAGUGAGUAGCAUGAGGUGUGCUCUGUCAGUGUCAUCCAGUGUCAGUGCACCAGGCCGCUAGCCCAUAGAUUCCCUGCUACCUUGAGUUAAGGCCCCUUUUCAGCCCAUGGUGCCCUGAGUUCUCCUUGGUGUCUGUCCUUUUGGACUGGUCACAUCUGCUCUCUAGGGUGAGCACCACUCCACCAAGGUUGGCCUUACCAGAGGGCCCCUCUUCUCUGCUCCUCACCAUCUUCGCUGCCUCCCCUCCUCUCGCUGUCCUCCCUUCCCAGGGCCCCUUCUCAAGGUUUGCAUGCUCCUGCAGGAAUUGGGAAGAAAGAACAUUUCUUAGGCACUGUCACCUUUUGCAUUUAAAAAUGCCUGAGCAUUUAUUAAGCUUCUUGGUAUAUGCUGUGGGUUUGAUAAUUUGAUCUCAGCUACCUCAUUAAAUGUUUUUUGGAAUGAUGUUUUUUGUUAUUCCAGUCAACUCUGCCUCAUAGUUGAAAAUGUUUGGUUGUGAUUGUUUUUGAAGCCAAAGGGAAAGGCAUCAUUGAGCUACUUAAAGUUUCCAAUAUGGAUUUUAAUGAUGCUUUCUGGUGGGCAAAUUCCACAUUCAAGCUAUGAGAGAGUCUGCAGGCUGCAUUUGGGGCAUCAGGCUUCCUGGGAUGCUAUGCACAGCUCUGUGGUUCAGUCCUUUAUACCAACUCAAAUUUUUUAAGCACGCAGAGCCACACGAAUGAAAAAAUAUAUUCGACCUCUCCCUAAAAAGAUGUGGCAACCCAGUUUCUUCAAAUUCCACCACAAAAGAACCCCUGACUAAGAAGAGCAGUUUUCUCGUGCAUGUAGAGGGUAUGUCAAAGGUGAGCUCUUUGGGGAUGGGGAAAACACAGUUGACUGGCCCUGUGCACAUGUCCAGGGCCCGGACAGACACUGAGCAAGGGGCCCAUGGCUGUAGAAUCAGCCGUCAACAGCUGCAGCAAUCUUCCCUCAACCAAGAAGAAAUGUAAAUAUAUUAAGAGAAAAAAAUAUUUAGAAUAUUAACCUGAAUGCUUAAAUGUGUGCACUUCUACAAACCUCUAAAUGUAUUCUUGUAAGUCUUGCAAUGUUAUUUUAAUAUUUGCUGCCAGUAAUGUUCUUUCUUCACAGCUGCUCCGGGAAUUCUGAAGUACUGGGCCUUUCUCAGAAGACUGUAAUGUACCUGAAGUUUCUGAAAUAUCGCAAAGCCAGAGUGUAGGCUGGUGCUGCCAAAAAGAAAAGCAACCUAGAGUUUAUUUUUAAGAAUUGAUUUAUAAACUUGUUUGUCUUUCAUGUAAAACUCAACACAUAUGUAACCAUGUUGUGAUACGUUGAAGACUAAGGAUAUUCUUUAGCAAGAGAAAACAUACUUUUACCUUAACUCCACUGCUGUGGCAGUUUCUUUACCUUACUUUGAUGCCUAAAAAAUAUGUUCAAAAGCUUUAUUGUGCUGUCUUGGUUACUGUUUAGUAAUCCUGAUCGUUUCCCUUGAACAGUUACCUAAGGGGGAACCUGGCACCCCGUGGUUAUACUACAAAACUCUGCCCACGUGUUCUUAAAUUCUUCAGCUUGGGGAAUAUCUUGGUGUGUGUUUUAGCCAUGGUGUGUGUUCUUCAUGGUAGAAUUUACCAAAAGCUAGCCAUUUUUGUUAAUAAAGGGCAACGUAGCCAAGUUUAAUGUCAUGUGCAGUACAUUCUUCCUUAGCUGAGGUGUGACAGUUGCAUGCCUUUCUGCCUA
Molecule: messenger RNA, 3282 nt
Organism: Nycticebus coucang (slow loris)
Lineage: Eukaryota; Metazoa; Chordata; Mammalia; Primates; Lorisidae
Gene: DUSP22
Product: dual specificity phosphatase 22
Exons: 7
Coding region: 368-985 (205 amino acids)
Biological process (GO): protein dephosphorylation; regulation of cell population proliferation; transforming growth factor beta receptor signaling pathway
Cellular component (GO): cytosol
Molecular function (GO): protein tyrosine/serine/threonine phosphatase activity
Source: RefSeq, a predicted model, not a curated record